Molecule: messenger RNA, 294 nt
Organism: Ectocarpus siliculosus
Lineage: Eukaryota; Phaeophyceae; Ectocarpales; Ectocarpaceae
Source: the annotation of a GenBank genome assembly
AUGACGUGUCGCGAGCUUCCUGCUCGAUCUUUGACCAAGUGGAGGACUAGCAUCGCCUCGUACCGCGCGGAAGCGACGUUCUUCAAGACCGUCGCCGGCUCCGCGGCGCUCGACGCCAUCGUCCCGCACGCCUUCUGGGUGUACGUCGACGACCGCCUCGGGGGGGGAGAGGAGACCGGCACCGCCGCCGCCGCCGCCGGCACCGGGGACACGGAGGCGGAUGCUGCUGUGGUGGAAGCGCUGCGAGAGUCUUGCUUCAUGAUGAUUACCGGUCAAGAGUUGGGCGGGCGGUGA